AUGCUGAAAAACCUAUUCGCUGUCAGUCGUCGAUUCGCUUCUUCUGAUUCUCCUAGGUGAGAUUAGUCGGAAAAUCUCUAAAGAAGCUAAUAAUGUCUGCAGAAAAGUGGUAGUUUGUGCGAACGGAACGGUUGCCGCGUGGCAUCCGCCUCAACAGUUCCCUUACGAACACUCGAAACCCAUCGAUUUAGACGCCAUCAACAAGAAAAACCAGGUUCAUUCCGUUCGAAAUUUCUAGAAAGUAGAAAAAGAUCGUUGCAGAGCUCUCGUCUUUCCGCAGCCGCAAAGGCCGCCGCGGUUCCGCGUGAGCCGGUGAACGCCGAGCUCAAGGAAAUCUUCUACACGAGCAAGCACGAGUGGUAUUCCAGGUAAUUCAAAUAAAUUUUCGACUCUAUCUGAGUAAUCAGGUUCCAUAAUAAUAAUCAGGACCCAAGGUCGACUUACAGGUUCCAUGACAUAGGUUUCACGAAUAAACAGGUACCAAAUAUAAAAAAGGCAGGUUCCAAAGAAUAUACAGGUACACGGCAUUCUUUGAAAAUUGGCGUCGACUGGUGACGGUCACGGGUACAAGGCAUUUUUUAAAAUUAAUUACUCAGAUAGAGCCAAAUCUUCUAACUCUAACUUUAUUUUGUUUUUCAGAACGCGAGAGGAACGUCUUCGUCGGGUCGCCGCACCGAUUCCCCGUCGCAAAUAAUGCGACUUUCCCGUUUUCUCCUCCAAAAAUCCACAGUUAACGUCGUCGAUCUGGGUCUCAUCUCGUACGGCGCUGCUUUGAAAGAACAGCACAAAUUUGUAGAAAUGGUCAAGGCCAAUAAAUCUGAAACGCAUUCUUUGUAAGCCCAUUCUGUCUUUUCUCUUUACCUCGUUGGUCAUUCAUUCUAGAAACUUUCUUUUGGCUCUGGAACACAGACCGGUUUAUACGGUGGGAAUUCGGAGCAAAGGGUACGGCGAGGAGGAAGAGUCACGGCUGAAAGAGCUCGGAGCGGACUUUCAUCGCACUUCUCGCGGCGGUCUCAUCACUUUCCACGGUCCCGGACAGCUAGUUCUUUAUCCGAUUUGCGAUGUCCGCAGGGUCUCGCCACGACAAUUGGGCGUGCGAAACUUCGUGUCGAGACUCGAACAGACGAUAAUCGAUACGGCGACGCAAGGAUUCAGGAUUAAGGACGUCGGGAGAACAGAAAAUACAGGUAUUUAUACAGAAGAAGGAUCUGUGAGAUCUUCGUUCUCAGGUGUGUGGGUGUCCGGAGAGCGGAAGCUGGCGGCCAUCGGAAUCGCCGUCUCUGGCGGAGUCUCUUACCACGGAAUCGCCAUCAACUGCAAUACCGAUCUCUCGUGGUUCGACAAUGUUCGUCAUUCUUCUGCUCCCCUCCUUAUUAGUUUCCUUUUCAGAUUGUCGGCUGCGGAAUCGAAGGCGUCUCCACAACGUCGCUCUCCCGUGAACUCGCCCGCGACGUCACCGUCUCCGAAGCUCGUCCCGUUCUCCUCGAAUCGUUCGCCAAAAACUUUGAAUGCCUUCUCGAUGAAUCUCUUUGUGAUGCCUCCAGAAUUUCUAGUGUUUGUUCCUAG
Messenger RNA from Caenorhabditis sp. 36 PRJEB53466, 1566 nucleotides. The record is from the annotation of a GenBank genome assembly. NCBI's taxonomy places the organism in Eukaryota, Metazoa, Nematoda, Chromadorea, Rhabditida, Rhabditidae.